Messenger RNA from Aspergillus melleus, 563 nucleotides. RefSeq lists its product as uncharacterized. NCBI's taxonomy places the organism in Eukaryota, Fungi, Ascomycota, Eurotiomycetes, Eurotiales, Aspergillaceae. The record is from RefSeq and is a predicted model, not a curated record. The transcript has a single exon. Bases 1 to 327 code for a protein of 108 amino acids.
AUGUCUUUCUUAACCUUUUUUUAUCAUCUGCUUUUACUAUCCUUCGAUCUUGUCUCCUUUCUUCACCUGCUUCUCUUCUCUAUCUUUGACAAUCUCUCUCCAAUGACUGACUACCUUGUUUGCCACCCUUCCCUUCCCUUCACCCCCUUCUCAAGCAGCGCAGCAAGAUUCCCUCUUUUGUCUCUUAUUUUUCUUUCCGUCUGUUCAACUCUCAAAGUCUCUGUUUUGGCUUUUCCGUUUUUGUGUUUAUGUUUGUUCUUUGUUUGUGUUGUUCCUAUUCAGACUAUUGUUAGCUUGAAUGGUAGUUCUGAGGAAAGCAAUUCCUGAAUCAUGACAUAAACCUAUAGAUAAUCUACAUGACUGUAGUGCACUGUUUGCAGUGUAGGUGGACUCAUUACUUGCCAUGUUCUAUAUGAGAAUUGCACGAUUUAGUCCAUACAUUCGAGUGGUUUAGAUCGAAUAGACGCCUUCUAGCAGAUACCAUGAUCAGCACCCCUGUGGAAGCUAGGUUUCUACUGCGAUAACCACCCGCGCAGAACACAUGAUAAGUAACUACAUGGUUU